Messenger RNA from Tripterygium wilfordii, 737 nucleotides. Its product is annotated as protein FATTY ACID EXPORT 6-like. The record is from RefSeq and is a predicted model, not a curated record. The coding region runs from base 144 to 503 and encodes 119 amino acids. The transcript is spliced from 3 exons. NCBI's taxonomy places the organism in Eukaryota, Viridiplantae, Streptophyta, Magnoliopsida, Celastrales, Celastraceae. Gene Ontology annotation, cellular component: membrane.
CCAAAACCCACUAGCUGACCACUCCAUCGUUGACAAAGCCAAAGCCCCUAUUUACCAGUUCCACUUCUUCCUCUUUGAUCUGCAAGACCCAGCUGUCGAUUCCUCGAGAAAGUUUCAGUUUCUUUUUCCUUACAAAACCCAGAAUGCACGAUUUCUGCUUCACGAUCCCUUAUGGCCUGAUUCUCAUUGGUGGAGGUGUAUUUGGCUAUUUCAAGAAAGGGAGCACGGCUUCACUGGCUGGGGGUGUAGGUACUGGUUUAGUGCUUGUCUUGGCUGGAUACUUGAGCCUCAAAGCCUUUGAGAAGAGAAAGAACUCUCAUUUCGCUUUGAUUGUUGAGACAGUUUGUGCAGUCACACUCACAUAUGUCAUGGGGCAGCGUUAUUAUCAAACCUCUAAGAUCAUGCCUGCUGGUAUGGUUGCUGGGAUCAGUGUUCUCAUGACGGGGUUUUAUCUGUACAAGAUUGCAACUGGUGGUAACCAUUUUCCGACCAAGACUGAAUGAAGGCGGUGAGGAUUUUUCAUGAUUCUAAUUUCAACAGACAUGUUUGGAUCAAAGAAGCUCAGAGGAGUGUAUACAAAGAAUUUAGUUGCUUGGAUGGGGCUGUAUUGAUAUGUACUGUACUUGUUGAGUGAGUGGUCUAAUUGUCUAAGUAAGUGAAUGAGACCUGGUUUGUUUGGACGAAAAUCUUGUAUUAUUCUGAGUUGUUCUGAUUUAGUUUUAUUUUCUAAAUUCCAA